AUGACGGAUCCCAGAAGGAGAACAGGUCGUCAUUUCUUAACACCAGAGAAUUUAUCAUCUACAAUACAAAUUACAAACUUACCCCCAGAAUGGAAUCAAGACAUAAUUACCUCGGUGGUGGCAGGUUCUGGUCCAGUCAUAGAUAUAAAACCCAAAAAUGACCCGAGAACUGGAAAAUUAACUGGUGUGCUGUUCGAUUAUUUGACUAGUAAAGAAUGUAAACGCGCUUGGGAAAUUUUAAAUAGAAUUGAAAAUUUUCCCGUAAAGAUAGAACAAAUAAUACCAUCAAAUUUUAAAGAUCAUCUUAAAGAAGCAGCAAAUAAAAAUCCUCAAAAGCAAGUGUUGCAACUUAAUAGAGAUUCUUUUCCCUUCGAGGCGGGAUUAGAGUUGCCCUUCGAAAUGGUAACAGAAGUUCCUAUCCCUAGGCGACCACCCCCACCACAGGCUUUGAAUAAUGUUAAUUCCGCAUCGAAUAACGCAAAUAUUCAAUUCCCUGACAUACUAAGUAAAGCAUCCAAACACUUGCCAAUUUUCCAAGAUGGCUCCAUUAUUGCUCCAGACAAAAUUUCACAAAAUUUGAGUAAGAUUCCGCCGUUGCAACUUAUUGAAAUUAUAUCGAAUUUGAAAAUCCUAUCAAAUCAAGAGAAUAUUCAAAAAUCACAGUUAGAAACCUUCUUGAAUACUAACAGUGAUAUCACAAUCUCCGUGACGCAGGCCCUGCUAGAAAUGGGGUUUAUAGACUACAGCGUGGUAACGAAAGUGUUAAAGUCCCAAACCAGUGAGGCACCAUCAAUGCUUUCGAGUAACAGUACAAGUAACUCGAACACCCCGAUGGGUGGAAUUAGAAACAACACUCCUCUGCAUGUUCCGUCGAAUGAUGUCAAUAACAAUCUCAACAAUAUGCCAGUGAACGUAACUAUGCCGAUGCCUAUGUCAACGUCACCAUUUAUUCCUCCACCUUUACAACAACAGCCAUUUGGAUUUGUGCCACCGGGAUCCUUCAUGCCUCCUGCUCAAGCUCCUUCUAUGAGACAGUCAGCAUUGAUGAACCAACCUAGUCAGAUACAACAACCGGACCUAAGCACUACAGAAGCUCCCUCCCAUGGAAGUAAAGGCGGUAGUGGAGGCACCAUCAAUAUCGCGAAACUACAGCUGCUGCCUGAAAAUCAGCAAGACAUGAUCAAGCAGGUUCUUACUUUGACACCUGUCCAGAUUCAAAGUUUGCCAAGUGACCAGCAACUUAUGGUGGAAAACUUCAGAAAAGAAUAUAUAAUUUAA
Saccharomyces kudriavzevii IFO 1802 is the source of this 1278-nucleotide messenger RNA. It is a transcript of the gene PTI1, whose product is annotated as cleavage polyadenylation factor subunit PTI1. NCBI's taxonomy places the organism in Eukaryota, Fungi, Ascomycota, Saccharomycetes, Saccharomycetales, Saccharomycetaceae. The coding region runs from base 1 to 1278 and encodes 425 amino acids. The record is from RefSeq and is a predicted model, not a curated record. Gene Ontology annotation, cellular component: mRNA cleavage and polyadenylation specificity factor complex. Gene Ontology annotation, molecular function: mRNA binding. The transcript has a single exon.